CAUUGUAAAUUCAAUCAUAUUGUAUCUUUUUGUUUAUCCGUUGUUGUGUAAUAUGCAAAUUAUUUAUAUCCUGAAACGUAAUCAUGCAUUGAAGAUCUCAUUCAAAGUAUUUAUAUAAAGUGGGAAUGAAGACUCUAGAGUCUAGAAUGAGUUUGACCAACACAAUGCAGGAUAUUCCCGCAGUACACUCACCAAUUACAAUUAUUCCACUUGAACUCUUUAUUGAAAUUUGCUCUUAUUUACCACCAGUUGAUUUAUUCACAUUUUCUCAAGUGUGUCGUAAAUUUCGCGGAUAUUUAUGUGCUCCAAAUUCUUUUGCUACUCAACAAAUAUGGAAGAAAUCUCGUUUAGAAUUUAUGCCAAAAGAAGAUAUGCCUCCACCAGAAGGCAUGAGUGAAGAAAAAUAUGCAGUAUUAUUAAUGGCGGAACGAGGUUGUCAAAUUUGUAAACAAACUAAAGAAUGCAAAAUUUAUUGGGAAUUUACAAUUAGGUGUUGUAAAAAGUGUUUUUACAAAAACGCCAUAAGUCGGUUUGAUUUGAUUAUCAAAAUUAAAUGUCCGUUAGAAUUUGUUAAUAUUAUGCCAUGCACUCAUACUGGAUAUUUCUUUUGUAAAAAAUAUUAUUGGAAAGAACAAGUAGAUCUUGCAUAUUCUCAAUACUAUGGUUUAUUGAGAAAGGAGAAAAAAAUUUGGUUGGAUGGUAAAAAGCAAGUAUUUGAUUCUAUAAUUAAUUACAUUAGACGACGUGAAUUACGCAAAUCCGAAGAAAAAGAAAAAACGAAAUAUCAUUUUUUAUCUCCACAUACAUACUGUGAUACCAUAGAAGAUGAUUUUAGUUUUUUAUAUUCAUUUUAUUCACGACGUUCUCUAUCAGCUCCACCUCCACCUUCUCCACCUCUGUCCAGAUUUUUUGUGCAAAGUGCGACUAAAGAAGUUAAAGAAGUUGAAAAAAUUGAAAAAGUUGAAAAAGUUAACAAUAAUGAUGUACCUCAUUUAAUUCAACUUCAUAUUAAAAGACUUGAAAAUGAAUCAUAUCAAUCAACUUUUGAUGUAAAUUCAGCAAAUAAUUACCUUGAAAAUUCUAAUGAACAAAAAAUAAAUAAUUUUAUUAAAACUAAAAAGAAUAAAAAUAAAAAGAAACGAAAUAAUAAGCUUAAUAAAUAUAACAUGAAAGUGAGAGGAAAAAAUUUUAAAAAUAAAUUUGCUUAUAGAUAUGGUUAG
Molecule: messenger RNA, 1220 nt
Organism: Rhizophagus irregularis DAOM 181602=DAOM 197198
Lineage: Eukaryota; Fungi; Glomeromycota; Glomeromycetes; Glomerales; Glomeraceae
Molecular function (GO): protein binding
Source: RefSeq, a predicted model, not a curated record